Messenger RNA from Oryza sativa Japonica Group (Japanese rice), 1866 nucleotides. Its product is annotated as beta-glucuronosyltransferase GlcAT14A. Gene Ontology annotation, molecular function: glucuronosyltransferase activity. Lineage: Eukaryota; Viridiplantae; Streptophyta; Magnoliopsida; Poales; Poaceae. The record is from RefSeq and is a predicted model, not a curated record. Gene Ontology annotation, cellular component: membrane.
GGGCUAACUCCCCUCCCCUCCCCUCCCCCACCUCCGCCUUCCAAAACCGCGAAACUCCUCUCCUCGCCACGCGCGCGCGCCAACGCCACCACCACCCGUCACCGCUCACCGCUCGCCCGCGCCGUCACGCGCACGGCCACGCCGCGCGCGCCCGAGAGCUCUUUGAGUCGCGAUGCGGCCUCCGGCGCGCUCGCCGCCUCGCCUGGCCGCGGCGGCGGCGGCGCUGGCGACGUCCGCGGCGCUGCUCCUCAUCUGCGGGACCUGGCCGGCUUCGGCUUCGGGCUUCGGCGCCUACACGGCCUCCUCGUCCGCGCGCCGCGCGUCGUCCACGGGCGGCGCCGACGCGCCGCCGCCGUCGUUCGCGUACCUGAUAUCCGGCACGGGCGGGGAGGCGGCGAGGGUGGUGCGGCUGCUGAGGGCGGUGUACCACCCGCGGAACCGCUACCUGCUCCACCUCGACGCCGCCGCGGGGGCCGAGGAGCGCGCCGAGCUCGCGGCCGCCGUGCGCGGGGUGAGGGCGUGGCGGGAGCGCGCCAACGUCGACGUCGUCGGCGAGGGCUACGCCGUGGACCGCGCGGGGCCGUCCGCGCUCGCCGCCGCGCUCCACGGCGCCGCCGUGCUGCUCAGGGUCGCCGCCGACUGGGACUGGUUCGUCACGCUCAGCUCCUCCGAUUACCCUCUCGUCACGCAGGAUGAUCUGCUUUAUGCAUUUUCUUCUGUACCAAGGGACCUCAACUUUAUUGAUCACACAAGUGAUCUUGGAUGGAAAGAGCAUGAAAGAUUUGAAAAGCUGAUUGUUGACCCAAGUUUAUAUAUGGACAGAAACAGUGAGAUCCUUCCUGCAACAGAACCAAGACAAAUGCCUGAUGCAUUCAAGAUAUUCACAGGUUCUCCAUGGGUAAUUCUAAGUAGGAACUUCACCGAACACUGUGUUCAUGGUUGGGAUAACCUUCCCCGCAAACUACUGAUGUACUUCGCCAACACAGCUUACUCCAUGGAAUCUUACUUCCAGACUGUUAUUUGCAAUUCUUCCAAGUUCAGAAACACAACUGUCAACGGGGACCUACGAUACUUUGUGUGGGAUGAUCCUCCAGGGCUUGAGCCACUUGUACUUGAUGAAUCACAUUUUGAUGACAUGGUAAACAGUAGUGCAGCCUUCGCAAGGCGGUUCGUGGAUGAUUCUCCGGUCCUGAAGAAGAUUGACAAGGAGAUACUAAACCGUUCUUCGGCCGUCUGUGCAAGCUUCAGCAGAAGACGGGGGAUGGAUGUGGACUCGUGCUCAAAAUGGGGUGACGUUAAUGUUCUUCAACCAGCACGUGCUGGAGAGCAGCUUAGGCGCUUCAUUUCUGAGAUCAGUCAGACAAGAGGAUGCAGCUAGCUAAAAGCUGAAUCUGGAGGUUUUCAUCAAGAAGAUUGACUAGCUGACCAAUGGUUACAAGGAACAUAUUUUUUUUCUGCUGAUGAACUACAUGUUGGAAAUGGCGAAGGCUGAGUAAGCACCUGACUGAAAACCUGGAAGGUUGAGAUUGCCAUCAAUUUACUGGCAGAUAGCGUACAAAUUUGGUAAGUGCCUCUUGUAUACAUGUGAGAUACUGAGAUAUAAACUGUAGCAAUAGAUGCUUUGCCUCUGUUUCGAUCAUGUAGAUAGAUCAUAUUGUAGGUUACAGUGCAUUUUCAGUUUCAGGAGCUAGUUACAUCACAUUUUGUAUAGAGAAUAUCUGUGACAGAAGUAUAUACAUAAACUAUACCGAUACCAAUAAUUUAUAGUUCUAUAUCGUCAGGGUGACGUUGCCUGAAAAAAUGUAGGCACUAUUCAUGUUUUGAAGCUGAGUUUCAGAUCUUCAGGCUUGUUGGUUAAUCAUCUUA